GUUCUUCCUUUCUUCUUCUUUUUUUGCUCUGUUUUUUCCCCUGCUUCUGCACUUGUUGUGUUUCCUUUUGCAAAUGGAAACAAAUUUGUCUAAGUCCAAUAAUAAGAAAGAUCUUAGUUGGAAAUAUAAUUCUUUAAAGGAUCCACGUAAAUCCAAUUAUGUUACCUGCAAUUUUUGUAAUAAAACAAAUACUGGGGGAAUCAAUCGAGCAAAGCAACAUCAAAUGGGACAUUUGGGUAAUGCUACAGCUUGUCCAAAAGUCCCACAAGAGGUUCGAGAAGAGCUGUGGAAUUAUUACAACGAGAAGAAGUCUCAAAAAUCCACUGGCUCCUCAGGUUCUUUUCAGACGUUCAAUUAUUUAGAAGAUUGUGAAAUUGGUGAUGAUGAUUUGGAUGAGGUUGAGUUGGUUGAGUUUAAUGCAAGUUGUAAACGGUUGUUAACUGCAAAAUCAGGGGUUGGAAUGCAAGAAUUGGCUAGGUAUGGGGUCACAAGGUUUGCUACAACCUAUCUCACUUUGGAAAGGGUUCAUAAGCAAAAGAUAAACCUUAGGAAGAUGUUCACAUCAAAUGAGUGGAUGAAAAGCAAGUUUUACAAAGAAGUUAAGGGUAGGAGGGUUACUGAUGUUGUCUUGAUGCCCUCAUUUUGGAAUGAGACUGUGUAUGCCCUUAAAGUUAUGGGUCCUUUAGUGGGUGUUCAUCACCUACUUGAUAAUGAAAAAAAACUAGCAAUGGGCUAUAUCUAUGAACUAAUGGAUAGGACCAAGGAAGCCAUUCAAAAGGCCUUUGAUGGGAAUGAAGAAAAGUAUAAGCAUGUAUUUUCUCUUAUAGAUAACAAAUGGGAAAAUCAGCUUCAUCAUCCUUUGCAUGCUGCUGGUCAUUUUUUGAACUCUUAAUUCUUUUAUAAUGACCCAAGCACUGCAAUAAAUAAAGAGAUUGUGAGGGGGUUAUAUGAUUGUAUUGAAAAGUUAAUUCCAAAUCCUAAUGAUCAAGACAAAAUCAUUGAUCAAUUGCACUUGUACAAAGAAGCUGAGAGGAUGUUUGUUGAUCCUCAUGGUAGUACAAUCCAAGAGCAAAAGAGCACCUAGUAAGCAAAAUGUAGAAAGUUGGGUAUUGAUUUUUUUUCUUAUUUUGAUUUGUAGUUCUUGUUUUUUUGAAAGAAAUUUAUCUAUUAUUUGUGAAUUAAUCAUUCUCAUAAUGAUGAUUUGCUUGCCUUGCUUUUGUCUUGAAGCUCAAUGAUGGACUUUGUAUGGAAUGGAAACUCCAGAGUUGAACUUGGCUAUUCGAAUUUUGAGUUUAACUUGUAAUGCUGUUGGUUGUGAGAGAAACUGAAGUGUUUUUGAGCAAAUAAGUAAUUGAAUUUGUUCAUCAUCAAGCAUGUGUUUUGUUUUGGAUAAUUGAUUAAGCAAUAAAGUUUCUUAGUUCUA
This is a messenger RNA of Rubroshorea leprosula, 1423 nucleotides long. NCBI's taxonomy places the organism in Eukaryota, Viridiplantae, Streptophyta, Magnoliopsida, Malvales, Dipterocarpaceae. The record is from the annotation of a GenBank genome assembly.